UUAACCAGCAGGCAGCAGGUGUUCAACAUCAAUCUGCCGUGCACCGUCGAGAACAAGGAGAACACUCGGCCGUUUGUGAUACGCGAGAGCAGCAGCGACAGCGACGAGGGCGACGGUCGCAUACUCUAUCGCGACGACGACAAUGACCGGCAGGCGAAGAUUGCGCGCAAGGAGUCGCUGUCGCUGAAGCUGCAGCUGCGGCCCGACAAGCAGGAUCUGAUCAACCGCAACAUUCUGCACCAGGUGACCGACAAUGAGAUCAAGGAGUCGAAGGAGGCCAUUGGCGCACGUCUCAUACGCCGACUGUCGAUGCGUCCCACAGCCGAGGAGUUGGUGGAGCGCAAUAUCUUAAAGACACAAUCACCCGCCGAAGAGAAGAAGCAAAAGGAGGAGAAGAAAUCGUAUUUGCUGCGAAAAUUGAGUUUCCGACCCACCGUCGAGGAGCUGAAGGAGAAGAAAAUCAUCCGUUUCAACGAUUAUAUUGAGGUGACACAGGCGCACGACUACGAUCGGCGUGCGGACAAGCCAUGGACAAGACUGACGCCGAAGGAUAAGGCUGCCAUACGCAAGGAAUUGAAUGAGUUCAAAUCGUCGGAGAUGGCGGUGCACGAGGGUAGUCGGCACUUGACGAGGUUCCAUCGGCCAUGACAAAUGCAAGGGCAGCAAACGACACUUGCAACAGCAGCCACGUCAGCAGCAACAUCAGUGAAAAACUCAUUUUCCAAAUGCAACCAACACAAUUUUGUGCUCGAACAGCAAAAGCGCCAACAACAACAACAGCAAAAGUUCGAGCGUGAUGGCAUAAAAACGAGAAAAUGAAAUAUAAGAA
Molecule: messenger RNA, 829 nt
Organism: Bactrocera latifrons
Lineage: Eukaryota; Metazoa; Arthropoda; Insecta; Diptera; Tephritidae
Product: phosphatase and actin regulator 1-like
Exons: 3
Biological process (GO): actin cytoskeleton organization
Molecular function (GO): actin binding
Source: RefSeq, a predicted model, not a curated record